AUGGCAGAAUAUGAAGCAUUGAGGAACAUCAGGCUUCGAAGUCUUGUCAAGAUCAUCACUUCUUGCUUGAGCAUAGACUUUCAAGGGAAUGAUUUUGAAGCAUUAGUGGUUGAGUUCAUGCCGAAUGGGAGCCUGGAUAGAUGGCUACGUCCUACAGAGAAAGGCUUAAAGCUGAAUAUAGUCCAAUGGUUGAACAUCGCAAUUGAUGUGGCUGUGGCGCUAGACUAUCUCCACCACCAAUGCCAUGUGCACAUAGUACACUGCGACUUAAAGCCAAGCAAUGUCCUUCUAGAUGUUAACUUGUGCGCACAUGUUGGUGAUUUUGGCCAAGCGAAAUUUCUCAUGGAAAAUGCCUCUCAAACGCAGAACAGUUCGAUUGGCCUAAGAGGCACAGUUGGCUAUUCCGCUCCAGGUAAUCAAUUCAUGCCUUCAUGA
Rhodamnia argentea is the source of this 435-nucleotide messenger RNA. RefSeq names its product probable LRR receptor-like serine/threonine-protein kinase At3g47570. Gene Ontology annotation, molecular function: protein kinase activity; ATP binding. Gene Ontology annotation, biological process: protein phosphorylation. Lineage: Eukaryota; Viridiplantae; Streptophyta; Magnoliopsida; Myrtales; Myrtaceae. The record is from RefSeq and is a predicted model, not a curated record. The transcript has a single exon. Bases 1 to 435 code for a protein of 144 amino acids.